Molecule: messenger RNA, 1512 nt
Organism: Purpureocillium takamizusanense
Lineage: Eukaryota; Fungi; Ascomycota; Sordariomycetes; Hypocreales; Ophiocordycipitaceae
Exons: 1
Coding region: 10-1302 (430 amino acids)
Biological process (GO): transmembrane transport
Cellular component (GO): fungal-type vacuole membrane
Molecular function (GO): transmembrane transporter activity
Source: RefSeq, a predicted model, not a curated record
CCUCCAACAAUGCGCACAGAGAAGCGCGAGCCUGCUAUUGAGCAGGAAUCAGAAGAAAAUGGUGCGCGGCUUAGACAUCAUUCGGAACCUCAACAAGGAGAUCCCGUCCCAGAUGGGGGGUUUGUCGCUUGGCUCCAUGUUCUCCUGGUUCACAUCGUCUUCUUCAACACCUGGGGCGUCGCAAACGGCUACGGAAUCUUCCAGCAACACUACACUGAGACUUUGAACGAGUCUGAGUCGUCCAUAUCAUGGAUCGGCAGCGUCCAGGUUUUCCUCUUGUUCUUUAUCGGGGUACCUGCGGGACGCUUGACCGACGCAGGAUAUUUCCGACCCGUCUUUUUCUGCGGAGUGUUCCUGCAGGUACUCGGCCUCUUGAUGACCUCUUUCUGCAAGACCUAUUGGCAAAUCUUCUUGGCACAGUCCGUUUGCUUGGGCUUGGGCAAUGGCGCCACAUUCUGUCCGGCUCUCGCUGUUCUCUCUCAAUAUUUCGAAAAGCGCCGGUCUGUUGCUGUUGGCCUAGCAGCGGCUGGUGCGGCGGUGGGCGGCCUCGUGUAUCCAGUCCUGAUCCAUUGGUUGAGCAUCAAUCAUGCUGUCGGCUUCCCAUGGGCCGUUAGGAUUUCGGCCUUUAUCAUGCUCUCAACCUAUGUCCCUUGCCUCUUGUGGUUCAAACCACGACUCGCACCCAGGACGAGCGGACCGUGGAUUGAUGUAUCGGCUUUUCUCGAGCUUCCAUUCAUAUUCUUUUCGCUCAGUAUGUUUCUCAACUUCUGGGGACUUUAUUUGGCCUUCUUCUAUUUGGGAACGUUUGCCCGAGAUCAGAUCGGUGUUGCGCAGCCUGUCUAUCUGUUGAUGGUGCUCAACGGCGUUGGCAUUCUCGGACGGGUCCUGCCGACGGUUGUCGCGGACAAAUGGACUGGCCGAUUCAAUGUCCUGAUACCUCUGAGCCUUCUGGCAAGUCUGCUCAUGUACUGCUGGGCUGCUGUGGCAUCGAAGGCGGGCCUCUUUGUCUUUGCCGUAAUCUACGGAUUCAUCGCCGCUGCGCUACAGGCUCUUUUCCCAGGAGUGGCGACGACAAUGACUCCCGAUCCAAAUCGGACUGGGACGAGGGUGGGAAUGAUCUUGGGCUUUGUCAGUUUCGCCAAUCUCACGGGCCCGGCAAUCUGUGGGGUAUUGAUCCGCAAGGACAACGGGAGCUAUUUCGGCGCGCAAAUGUUUGCGGCGUCGUCGAUCCUGGUCGGCGCUUUAAUAGCCUUGGCGGCACGGGUGGCACAAACUGGCUUCGUUAUGCGCGUCAAGGCAUGAGGAUGGAAUAGAUGUGCCUGGCAGUUAGGUCGAUAAGUAACAGUGUCAUAGACCUUAGACGAGAGCAGUAAUGGCGACAUGCGAAAGAAAGCAAGGAGAACGGCUUUGGGGCUUUCAAGAACUCGUAUCCUUCAAUAAGAGAAUCAAUUUAGUAAUAAACUACAAGAUAUCUAUGGGCGGCAAGAUAAGACAAGAAGCUCUUGCUACAGC